Messenger RNA from Phragmites australis (common reed), 1233 nucleotides. Its product is annotated as PLASMODESMATA CALLOSE-BINDING PROTEIN 3-like. Lineage: Eukaryota; Viridiplantae; Streptophyta; Magnoliopsida; Poales; Poaceae. The record is from RefSeq and is a predicted model, not a curated record. The transcript has 4 exons. Bases 277 to 876 code for a protein of 199 amino acids.
CAUCGCACACCGAAGCACACUCCACCCAUCGGCGUCCUGCUGCUCUUGUCCUGGAGUGACCACCACCAGCCGCUGCUGCGCGCACACUCUUUUUCUCGGUUUCUCCUCGCAUCGCAUUUCUAUCUUGCUUUCUCUCUCAAGAGGAGGGACAAAAAACAAAGCCGAGCCACCUUUGAGACCCUCUCUAUCUCUCUCCCACGAAUCUAAUCCGCAGAGCUCUCUCUCGCGUGCUGACAGGCGUUCCUGGGGAGGUCUAGCAGGAGAGUGGCAGAGAUCAUGAAGGCGCUGGUGGCGGCGGUGGUGCUCCUCCUUUCCUCCACUCUCGCUGCUUCACAAUGGUGCGUGUGCAGGCAAGACGCGGCUCAGGCCGCGCUGCAGAAGACCAUCGACUACGCCUGCGGCUCGGGGGCGGACUGCACCCCCAUCCAUGACACCGGGUCGUGCUACAACCCCAACACCAUCCCCGCGCACUGCUCCUGGGCGGCCAACAGCUACUACCAGAACAACAAGGCCACUGGCGCGACCUGCGACUUCACCGGCACCGCCACCCUCACCACCAGCAACCCGAGUUCUUCUGGCUGCUCUUUCCCCACAAGUGCAAGUGCUGUUGGAACAACCACCCCGACCACUGGAGGCACCAUGGGAGGAACCCCAGGGACCUUCACGCCCGGAACCGGAACCGGAGUCGGCACCGGCACAGCCACUGGCACUGGCAUGGGAACGGGCACCACUACUGGGACUACUGGCACAGGGUUCGGCGGCCUAGGACCGACAGGCACUAGCACCGGCAUGGACGCUGCAGGGGCGGGCAAGCUACCUACGGCUGGGCUUGCUGCCUUCCUCGCCGUGAUCAUCUCUGCCAUUGCGGUGGCAUAAAGCUUGACCCUAGAAACAAUACCCUACUUGCUGGUAGAAAGAGACCCUUUUGGUAAGCUUGUUUCAGGAGUAGUCUGAUGAUCUGUGGAGAAAGAGGAAGAAAAAAACCUGAUCCAUCUGAAUGUGUCAUGCCAUCCGAAAAUCCAAUAGUGCCUGCUUCUUGUUUGUUGUCAGCGAGUCCAUGGUUGUGUCCCUUUAUGACCACCUCUCAUGUUCUCUAUUCUGUAAUUUGGUAGUAGGGCUGUCACUGUCUUCCAAGGACCAUUGUCUAUCUUUUCCUUUAUGUUAAUCUUGUAAAUGUGGGGAAGCCAGUAGGUUAGUUCAUGGUUGGUUGGAAUGAGAAUGCUGUUGCGACAA